GAGCCAAAACUGAAAGGACAAAUAAAAAAAGUAGCUAGCAUGGCUUCGCUUACAGCAGUUUGUGAGAUAAUGGAUCAGAAACAUGAAGUGUGUCUUGAAUCUCUCCCUUCUGUGGAUGCUCUGAAGAGAUUUAUUUCCUUUUCUCAAUUCAAUGAAGUAUUAAAGAAACCAUCUUACAUAGAAGAAGGAAGUAGGUUACGUGAAGAAACAACGUCCCAAGGAUGGGGCAAAAUUGCUGCACGCUAUGUUCGUGACCAGUGGAUAUGCCUUCGUUUCAUUUUAAAUUCAUUUCCAACACUGGCUCAAGACUAUGAAGAAACUUCAGAAGUACCAUUAUCUAGAGUCGAAUGGUCAAGGACAAUUCUACAGUCUGCAUUGGAAGCCCUCACUAUUCUUCCGUCAGACCAAGUUUUACCUGUGCUUGACUGCAUGAAAGUCCUUGUUCCUAAGCUUCUGGACUCAUCGGAGUCUCUCUGCAUAGAAGCAUUUGAUUUGGCUUGGAAAAUUAUAUCCUCUUUGAGCAACACACAGCUAAUAUUUUGGUCCAAUCUAAAAGCUUUUGUUCAGUUCAUCUUUGAUACUGAGAUUCUCGCUGUUGCUGCAAGUGCAAAGGGUCAAGCGUAUGCCAAAAUAAAAGAGAUAAUUUUCAAGCUUAUAGAUAUGUCCACUACCAGGACUGGAGUCUUCAACGUAGUUGUUAGUCAUUGUUGUCGAUCUUGGAUAUUUCCCACAGCUCAUGAGAGAACUACCUUGACAAAUGCUUUCUUAAAUGCUGGAAAUUAUUGUGAACUUAUCACUGAGGCUUGUGUCUUUGGGACUGUAUUUAGGAGAGAUCAAAGACUUAUUCAGGAUGUGCAUGCCUUCAUAGAAAAUCUUGGAGAAAAAUGUGCAGCAAAUGUUGUUACAGAAAGUACAAAUCGAGAUGAUCACUACGUUCGUGUUUGUGCUAUUAAAUUUCUGUGCUUGUUGGAUGGAUCAAAUAUCUUGCAUAAGACGUUUAUGGAGGACAUUUUCGUCAAACUACUUGAAAAAGAUGAGCUGGUAUCCAGAUCUAGAACACGCUAUUAUGCAAACUCUUUACAGCAUAGAAUUAAAAACCGGGUAUGGCAGACACUCUUAGUGCUUCUUCCAAAGCUUGACCAGAACUUUUUGUGUGGAACCCUUGGCAAAGUUUUUCAGGCUGGAUUUGGUAACAAUCAGGCAUCUGUGAAAUACUUCAUAGAAUGGAUUGUUAUCUUGAGUCUACAUAAAUACCCUCAAUUCCUUAAUAAGUUCUGGGAUUGCUUUUGCUAUGAUGAAGAAAUGCUUAAAACAAGCAUCUGCACGUUUCUAUCAGUGUUAUCACACUUUGACAUCAUUCUUCAAAAUGCCUCAGAGAAGAAGCCAGCUUUGAAGAAAGCCCUCGUAGUUGUUCUUCAGUGGUGCUUCAACCAUAAUUUCAGUGUUCGACUUUAUGCGCUAAUUGCCCUUAAAAAAAUCUGGGGUAUGUGCAGAAAGUUGCAUGUGGAAGAAUUUGAAGCUCUGACUCCAGUUAUUGAAUCUAGCCUUCAACAAGUGGAAAACAUGCAUGGCACAGGGUUAGAAUAAAAAUGGCAGCGAAUCCAAGAUCACUUCUUCUUUGCAACAUUUCAUCCACUUGAGGAUUAUAGUCUAGAGACCAUAUUUUACACUCUUCCCCGCCUUUCAGAGCUUGCUGAAGAUGAAUGGAUCUCACUCUCUAAAUUUGACAGAUUUACUGAUGUUCCUUUGCCACCAGCAUUUCAGUGGUAUUGUUCUCGAAUGGAGCUCCGUGAUCUGAAACUGAGUGACUGGUCUCAGCAAGACAUGGGUUCAAAUUCAGCUGAAGCAGACAGCCAGUCGGAAUGGACCGAUGUUCAGAAAAAGAUUAUACCGUGGAAAAACAGUACUCCUAGUUUAGACCUGGAAAUGGUAUUUCAGGAUCGGGCUGCUAAACUUGGUAAAUCAAACAGCAGGCUGAUUGUGGUGGCUUCACUUAUUGAUAAACCUACCAACUUAGGAGGUUUGUGUCGUACCAGUGAAAUAUUUGGGGCAUCUGCACUAGUUGUCAGCAGUCUUCAUUACGUACACGAUAAGCAGUUUCAGCAUCUUAGUGUUUCUGCGGAGCAAUGGCUUUCCCUUAUUGAGGUGAAACCAUCCCAGCUUGUUGAUUAUUUACAGCAGAAAAAAACAGAAGGCUACACUAUUAUUGGUGUGGAGCAGACAGCUAAAAGUUUUGAUCUUACAGAAUAUUGCUUCCCAGAGAAGUCACUAUUGUUGCUGGGAAAUGAACAUGAAGGAAUCCCAGCACACCUGAUUCACCACCUGGAUGUCUGUGUGGAAAUUCCACAGCAGGGUAUUAUUCGAUCACUCAAUGUUCAUGUAAGUGGAGCUCUGCUGAUCUGGGAGUACACAAGGCAACAAGUGAUCAAGCAAAAGCAACAAAAAUAACUGCCAAGAGUUUUGUGCCUUACAGUACAGCCGAGUGACUUCCAAUGGUGCUACGACAUUAAAUUCUGAAUAAAUGAGAUUACAAGCUCAGGGUGAAUGAGGAAUCUGAAGUUUUGCAUGUU
Messenger RNA from Apaloderma vittatum (bar-tailed trogon), 2570 nucleotides. It is a transcript of the gene TARBP1, whose product is annotated as TAR (HIV-1) RNA binding protein 1. The annotation marks the transcript as partial. The transcript is spliced from 16 exons. Lineage: Eukaryota; Metazoa; Chordata; Aves; Trogoniformes; Trogonidae. The record is from RefSeq and is a predicted model, not a curated record. Gene Ontology annotation, molecular function: RNA binding; tRNA (guanine) methyltransferase activity. Gene Ontology annotation, biological process: tRNA methylation.